This is a messenger RNA of Melopsittacus undulatus (budgerigar), 4503 nucleotides long. RefSeq names its product hepatocyte growth factor (gene HGF). NCBI's taxonomy places the organism in Eukaryota, Metazoa, Chordata, Aves, Psittaciformes, Psittaculidae. The record is from RefSeq and is a predicted model, not a curated record. Gene Ontology annotation, biological process: positive regulation of protein phosphorylation; hepatocyte growth factor receptor signaling pathway; proteolysis. The transcript is spliced from 18 exons. Bases 13 to 2193 code for a protein of 726 amino acids. Gene Ontology annotation, molecular function: signaling receptor binding; serine-type endopeptidase activity.
GGCGCCAGCACCAUGUGGGCCACCCAACUCCUGCCCGCCUUGCUGCUCCAUCAGCUGCUGCUGCUUCCCAUCACCAUCCCCGUGGCAGAGUGUAGAGGAAAAAGGAGAAAUCCUCUUCAUGACUUCAAAAAAACAGGAGAGUUGAUGCUCAUUAAAGUAAACAAAGCACUGGAAGUAAAAACCAAGCUGUUAAACACCACUGAGCAAUGUGCCAAGAGAUGCAGCAGGAACAAAGGUCUUUCAUUCACUUGCAAGGCCUUUGCUUAUGACAGAGUUACAAAACGGUGCCAUUGGUUAUCCUUCAACAGCUUGACAAAUGGUGUGAGAAAGAAGCAAGACCAUGCAUUUGAUCUGUAUGAAAAGAAGGACUAUGUCAGGAAUUGUAUCAUCGGAAAAGGAGCAGACUACAAAGGAAUGAUAUCUGUUACCAAAAGUGGUAUCCAGUGUCAAGCCUGGAAUUCAAUGAUCCCCCAUGAGCACAGCUUUUUGCCUUCGAGCUAUCGGGGUAAAGACCUGCGGGAAAACUAUUGUCGAAACCCCCGAGGGGAAGAGGGAGGGCCAUGGUGCUUCACCACCAGUCCAGAGACACGCCAUGAAGUCUGUGACAUCCCCCUCUGUUCACAAGUUGAAUGCAUGACCUGCAAUGGAGAGAGUUACAGAGGGCCAAUGGAUCACACCGAGACAGGCAAGGAGUGUCAGCGCUGGGAUCUUCAGAGACCACACAAGCACAAAUUUCGUCCAGAGAGAUAUCCCGACAAGGGCUUUGAUGAUAAUUACUGCCGCAAUCCUGAUGGCAAGCUGAGACCAUGGUGCUACACUCUUGACCCUAACACCCCCUGGGAGUUCUGUGCAAUUAAAACGUGUGAUGAAAGAGUCAUGAACAGCACGGAGGUAGCAGCUGAGACAUCAACGUGCAUACAGGGACAAGGUGAGGGUUAUCGUGGCACGGUGAACACCAUAUGGAGUGGGAUCCAAUGCCAGCGAUGGGACUCCCAAUUUCCUCACCAGCACAACAUUACUCCUGAGAACUUCAAGUGCAAGGAUUUGAGGGAGAACUACUGCAGAAAUCCAGAUGGAUCUGAAUCACCCUGGUGUUUUACCACUGACCCAAACAUCCGUAUUGGUUAUUGCUCCCAGAUUCCUAAGUGCGAUGUAUCAAAUGAGCAAGAUUGCUAUCGUGGCAAUGGAAAGAGUUACAUGGGGAACCUAUCCAAGACAAGAUUUGGGCUAACUUGCUCCACAUGGGACAAGAAUAUUGAAGACUUACGUAGGCAUAUACAAAUAUUCAGAGAACCAGAUGUUAGUAAACUGAAGAAAAACUAUUGCCGCAAUCCAGAUGAUGAUUUUCAUGGUCCCUGGUGUUACACAGAUGAUCCUCUCGUUCCCUGGGAUUACUGCCCUAUUUCUCGAUGUGAAGGGGAUACAACUCCUACUACAACCAGCUUGGAUGAUACUGUCAUUCCUUGUGCCUCAACAAAACAUUUGAGAGUUGUAAAUGGAAUCCCAACACAAACUAACGAAGGAUGGGUGGUUAGCUUGACAUACAGGAAUAAGCAUAUCUGUGGAGGUACUUUAAUAAAGGAAGAGUGGGUUCUAACAGCAAGGCAGUGUUUCCCUUCUCGGUACAAAGAUUUGAAAGAUUACAAAGCCUGGCUUGGAGUCCAUAAUAUCAAAGGAAAGGGAGAGGAGAAGCAUAGACAAGUUCUGAAUAUCUCCCAGUUGGUAUAUGGCCCUGCAGGAUCAGAUUUGGUCUUGCUGAAACUUAGCAGACCUGCCAUAUUGACAAAUUUUGUAGAAAUAAUCCGAUUGCCCAUUUCUGGAUGUACCAUUCCAGAGAAGACCAGUUGCAGUGUUUAUGGAUGGGGAUACACAGGAUUAAUUAACUAUGAUGGCCUUCUCCGGGUAGCGAAUCUGUUUAUUUUGGGAAAUGAGAAAUGCAAUCAGUAUCUCAAAGGGAAGAUCACCGUGAAUGAGUCAGAAAUCUGUGCUGUGGCUGAAACCAUUGGUGCUGGGCCUUGUGAGAGAGAUUAUGGUGGUCCUUUGGUUUGUGAACAAAACAGACUGAAGAUAGUAGUUGGUGUUAUUGUUCCUGGCCGUGGAUGUGCCAUUCGAAAUCGUCCUGGGAUUUUUGUCCGGGUCUCAUAUUAUUCCCGGUGGAUACACAAGAUUAUGAUGACCUACAGAAAACCCUGAAAACUUGACAACUUCCAUUCAAAGAAAGAUUUUUGACAGCAUGGAAUUAAUGUGUAAUGUAAAGAUCAACAAUUUUUUAACUACUUGAUAGUCAAGUUUGUUGAGCUUCUUUUAAUAUUUAUGGGUGUUUUUGGUGUUUUUGUCUAUCGAUCAGUGUUGUUUUAUAAGUGUUGGAGUGACUUACAGUAUAUGCAAGUAUGGUGACAUAUCUCCUGAAGAUACUUGAAUGAGUAAAAAAUUUUGCAAAGACAUUACUGGAUGAUAAAUGGUUUUGUAGGAAUAGAUCAUAUGACCUCUUUUAUGCUGCUCUUCAGAUUAUUUAGGAAGAGAGUAAAAUCAUAGUUUUAUUUAUCACAUCUUAUUAUUUCUAUGAGCCAUAUAUUUCUCUUCAUAUAUUACAAAAGACCUAUUGAGAGAUAUAUGCAUCUGUCAAGGACAGCAUAUAUGAUCAUGUUUCUCUUUCGCCCUUAUAAGAGGUCAAUAUUUCAUUAAAAAUAAUCUCUUUAGAAAUUAAUCUUUUCAUUAUUGAUGGACUUUGGCAAGCCUGCCGCAAGCAGAGUUCUCAUAGAAGUCAAUAUAACUUCCUUUUACAUAGUGUUUAUAAAGCCUAGUUUUGCACUUAGUUCCCCCAAUGUGUAUGUGGUCCUAUAAUAGAUAUCUCAAAAUCCAUUUUGGAUGAAGGAUGAGACAUAAAAGUGGAUUGCUUAGUAAACUAUUAAUCAUUUGUUUAAAGUUAGAUAUAACCAUCGAUUUACAAUGCUAAAAAGAGUAUUUCAUACAGAUUGAAAAAUUAAUCCUGAUUAGCUACUGCUAAAUUUCAAUCAUAUAUAUCAAAUCUUCCUCAAGAGACAAGUGUUAAGAACUCAUUUGAUUUUAAUUAUUUUGUGUAAGUAACUCUAUUUGCAUCAGGAAAAAGAAUAGUUAGAAUAGUUGGAUCUGGCACCUGUCUGAGAGACUUAGUACUGGGAAAAGUAAGUUAUACAUUACUAGGCUUUCAGAGACUUAAGAUCUUUAAUAAAACCUUACCUAGAUUUGUACAAAUUUAUAUCCUCUGUGUAAUUGAAUUUCAGGGUAAUAAAAUUAUUGCAGAUAUUGAUAUGAUCUUGUAUGUAAUAAGGAAAACAUCAUCAGUAGUUUAGUAGCUUGUGUUUUCUGUCUGUAUGUAAAGCCAUCACUUUAUAUUGAUGGGGAAAGGGAACUAAUAGCAUCCAUGAAAAGCACGUGUUCUCCUUUAGGCAUUUACUGGUAUGGCUGGAAGUAUUAUACAAAUAUGUUGUUAUAGGUGGCACCAAUUACCCUGUAAUUUCUGGAAAAUUGAUACAAUAUAUAUCAAAUUGUUUGUUUUACUACUGUACAUGUAAUUGCAUAAGUAACUGCACUGUUACUUCACUUGUGACUGUGUAACUGUAAAUGUUUCCAUUACCAAAUUGUAUGACGUGUAUCAUAUCUAACUGCAUAGCCGCUAAGGUGGCAUCAUGGUGUAGGACAUUUCUAAAAGGACAUUUCAUUCAGAAGACACAGGGUUGAAUUUUGCCCUGGCAGAAAUUAACCAGUUCAGGGGAGCUGUUCUGGGAGGCAUUCUUCAUGCUGACUCAUCAAAACAUUUUCUUCAGCAGUGCACUUUCAUUUCAAUGGGACUCAAAUAUGCUUACAUCUCCUGGUGAACUGGGAUGCUUUUCAGCCCAUGCUUAAGUGGUUUGGCAUGCUAAGAUUUGUGUCAAACAUCCAGAAGAUUCUACUGGCACAUAGGAAGAAGUCUUUCAGCAAGCAGAGCUUCUGAAAUUCCUCCUGAUGUAAAUAGUCUCUUUGGAUAAGAUGCAACUUCUCUGUACAGCAGAUCUGGAGGUGGUGGAUGCUACACAGAUAGUCUGUACUGAUACAUUCCAGCUGCCUCUGAAGAUUUUAUUCUCCUUUUGGGCUUUCUUGCUUGCCAGACCUAAAGAGGACAGGAUUUAGCCUGUUGUAUUUACAGUUAAUUAUUGCCAUGUAUGUGAAGAACAUAUUCUUAGUAAUUAUAUACUGACCAUAUCUUACUGAAAGGAUUAACUUUUCAAGAGAAAAUUUUAAAAAACUCCAAGAGAGUUUUGUCUCCAGUCACAAGCAGAAUGUGGAUAAAAUAUAUAACUCCAUGUUCACUCUUUGUACUCUAAGAAUUAUUAUGUGCCCACUGUAUUAUAUUUGCAGGCAUUUUGUUAUGUCUAAUUAAAAUAAAUCGAAUCGUAAAAUAUUUUAGUUAUAAGCUUCUGCUGUGCAGAAGACUGUGAUUUUUAUAUAUAUAUAUACACAUAUAUAUAUAUGAUAAAAAUACUG